AUGGUUCAGACGAACCCGGACCCUCCAAGCGGACCAAACACCCAACAGCGCGUAAGAGCACUGGUAGGGAGAAACCCGCCCCCGCUUCUGCAAGGGGUGGCAAAAUACGAGGUACGUGAAAUUGCGAUGGAUAUGAUGACGGACACGAACUACGAGAGGGGGGAAGCUGGGUUAAGGUGGCAGAGCUCAGCAAUCAUGGCUUUACAAGAAGCUACUGAGGCGUUCCUGGUUCAUUUGUUUGAGGAUGCUAAUUUGUGCGCGAUACACGCCAAACGCGUAACAAUCAUGCAGCGCGACAUUCAACUUGCUCGAAGAAUAAGGGGGCCAUGGGGUGGUUUGGGGUAG
This is a messenger RNA of Suillus subaureus, 345 nucleotides long. RefSeq names its product histone-fold-containing protein. Gene Ontology annotation, molecular function: DNA binding; structural constituent of chromatin; protein heterodimerization activity. Lineage: Eukaryota; Fungi; Basidiomycota; Agaricomycetes; Boletales; Suillaceae. The coding region runs from base 1 to 345 and encodes 114 amino acids. Gene Ontology annotation, cellular component: nucleosome. The record is from RefSeq and is a predicted model, not a curated record. The transcript has 3 exons.